Suillus fuscotomentosus is the source of this 489-nucleotide messenger RNA. RefSeq lists its product as uncharacterized. Lineage: Eukaryota; Fungi; Basidiomycota; Agaricomycetes; Boletales; Suillaceae. The record is from RefSeq and is a predicted model, not a curated record. Gene Ontology annotation, cellular component: proton-transporting V-type ATPase, V0 domain. Gene Ontology annotation, biological process: proton transmembrane transport. Bases 1 to 489 code for a protein of 162 amino acids. The transcript is spliced from 6 exons. Gene Ontology annotation, molecular function: proton-transporting ATPase activity, rotational mechanism.
AUGCCAGCAGAACUCUGCCCGCCAUAUGCGCCAUUUUUCGGCUUUGCAGGUGUCGCUUCAGCUGUAACGCUUGGUGCUGCCUUCGGAACGGCAAAGGCUGGAAUUGCUAUUGCAGGCCUGGGGACGUUCAAACCUGAACUGAUUAUGAAGUCUCUUGUGCCUGUGGUAAUGGCAGGAAUCAUUGCGGUGUAUGGACUAGUGGUAUCGGUUCUCAUCGCAGGAAAUUUGAACCCAUCGAAAGACUAUCCCCUGGCUGCAGGCUUCAUUCAUCUGGGAGCGGGCAUUUCCUGUGGAAUGACUGGCAUUGCUGCGGGCUAUGCUAUUGGCCUCGUCGGAGAUUCGUGCGUGCGGGCAUAUGUUCACGAGCAACGAAUAUUUGUGUCUAUGAUCCUCAUCCUGAUCUUUGCGGAGGUCCUGGGGCUUUACGGCCUCAUCGUUGCAUUGUUGAUGAACACGAGGGUCACUGGUCUCGUGGGCGUUUGUGAUUAA